AUGGAAGGAGACAGGCAGGUCCCAAAUGGCAUGGACCUGGCCCCUGCUCCUGGAUGGUGGUCCAGGGAGGUAGCAAGAUCAGAGAAGAGUGGCCGUGUGGCUUGGCGGGAGAAGUAUGUCCAAGGCAGCUUCCAGAGGCUGGGUUGGCCCAGGCCUGAGAGAGAACCUGGCCUCCCUGGCCUGGACUCUGAGAGCCGCUGCUCCAUCCUGCCUUGUGACAGGCUGCGGGGAGUGGGCUCUGGCUGGUGGUGCAGUGGCCAGCCUGCAUGCAGGAUGAGGUGCCUUGUGGUGCUCUUUGCAAUUUUCACUCUCUCCCAGGGCAGUGAGAUCACCAGGAUCCCUCUACACAAAGGGAAGUCGCUGAGGAGGAUCCUGGGGGAGCGUGGACUCCUGGAUGUUUUUCUGAGGGAAUACCAGUAUGCAAUCAACCAGAAGUACUCCAACUUUGAGAAGGUGGCCAACGAGCCUCUGACCAACUACAUGGACUGCCAGUACUUUGGGAAGAUCUCCCUUGGAACUCCACCCCAGGAAUUCACUGUGGUGUUUGAUACCGGCUCCUCGGACUUCUGGGUGCCCUCUAUUUAUUGUAACAGCACUGCCUGCCAAAAUCAUCCAAGCUUUGACCCACUCAAGUCUUCCACCUUCAAGAGGCUGGGCGAGCCCCUGUCCAUCGAGUAUGGCCUGGGCAGCAUGAAGGGCUUUUUGGGCUCCGACACUGUCAGUGUCUCCACCAUUGUGGUCCCUGACCAGACAGUGGGCCUGAGCACCCAGGAACCUGGCGACGUCUUCACCUACUCUCAGUUUGAUGGGAUCCUGGGGCUGGGGUACCCCUCUCUGGCCUCUGAGAACUCCGUGCCUGUGUUUGACAACAUGAUGAGCAGAGGGCUGGUGGUCCAGGACCUGUUCUCGGUUUACAUGAGCAGGCAUACCCAGGGGAGCAUGCUCACGCUGGGGGACAUCGACCCGUCCUACUUCACAGGCAACCUGCACUGGGUGCCCGUGACCACACAGAGAUACUGGCAGUUUACUGUGGACAGGGUCACCAUAGAUGAUGAGGUGGUGGCUUGUGCUGGCAGCUGUCAGGCCAUCCUGGACACGGGCACCUCCCUGCUGAUCGGGCCUAGCAAUGACAUCCUUAACAUCCAGAAGGCAAUUGGAGCCACCAUGGGUCCGUUUGGCCUGUUUAGGAUUGACUGCGGGAGCCUGAGCAGCAUGCCCACUGUUGUCUUUGAGAUCCAUGGCAAAAAGUACCCACUGCCACCCACUGCAUACACCAACCAGGGCCCGGGCUCCUGUACCAGUGGUUUCGAGGGUCGUGAUAAUUCCCAGCGAUGGAUCCUGGGGGAUGUCUUCAUCCGGGAGUAUUACAGUGUCUUUGACAGGACCAACAACUCUGUGGGGCUGGCCAAGGCCAUCUGAUUGCACGGACCUUGCUGUCCUCAAACACACACAUGUAUACACAUACACAUGUAUACGUGUGCACACAUGCACAUGCACACACUCACACACACAGAUCAGGUU
Messenger RNA from Nycticebus coucang (slow loris), 1521 nucleotides. RefSeq names its product chymosin-like. Gene Ontology annotation, biological process: proteolysis. The record is from RefSeq and is a predicted model, not a curated record. Gene Ontology annotation, molecular function: aspartic-type endopeptidase activity. Bases 1 to 1419 code for a protein of 472 amino acids. NCBI's taxonomy places the organism in Eukaryota, Metazoa, Chordata, Mammalia, Primates, Lorisidae. The transcript is spliced from 11 exons.